UCUGAGGUACUGUAAAAAAUCCAGCUGCAGAUUUCCACCGAAGUUGUCACCUGUCACUGUCACUGUCACUGUCACUCUCCAGCAUCAAGCUCCGCGCUUUCUCUGUCUUCGUCCACCACCUUCAACGCGGCCACGAAUAACCUUUAGUUGAGGAGGUGCUUCUACUCUGCAAUCUCCAAUGGAUCGAUUGAUUGCUUGAUUGAUUUCAUUCGAUUCAAUACCCAAACAGGGGCGAUUGUAAUUCUGCAGGCAAAGGUAGACCUAGAACAAACCCUAGGGCUCAGGUGGAAUUGGGGAUCAUGGAUUCCACGUCCUUGCGAUUCAUAACGCACCAGGCGUUUUUCUCCGCCGUCCGAUCCGGCGACGCCGCGGCUCUCCGGAACCUCAUCGAGAAUGAGGGGAGCGAUCCGUCUUCCAUGAUGGCGCUGCAGAACGAUAACAAGGAAACCGCGCUCUACAUCGCCGCCGAGAAUAAUUACCUCGAGAUUUUCACCUAUUUGCUGAAUUUCUGCGACUUGCCGACGGUUAUGAUUCGGGCGAAAUCGGAUAUGGACGCCUUCCAGGUCGCGGCGGCUAGGGGACACCUAGGAGUUGUGAAGGAGCUUCUGGGGAGGUGGCCUGAGCUUUGUAGGGUGUGCAACUCAUCGAACACAAGCCCUCUGUAUUCAGCAGCCUCCCAGAAUCAUCUGGAUGUUGUGAACGCCAUUUUAGAUGCAGAUGUGAGCUCAAUAAGGAUUGUGAGGAAGAAUGGGAAGACGGCAUUGCAUACUACAGCGAGAUACGGCCAAUUGGAGAUUGUGAAAGCCCUCAUCGAAAGGGAUCCUGGAAUCAUCCCCAUCAAGGAUAAGAAAGGCCAAACUGCUCUCCAUAUGGCCGUCAAAGGUCAGGAUGCAGCCGUGGUCGAAGAAUUAUUGGAAGCCGAUCAUUCGAUAUUGAACGAACGUGACAAGAAGGGGAAUACUGCAAUUCAUAUAGCCACGCGGAAGAACCGUUCUCAGAUAGUCGCCGUUCUGCUCACAUAUCGAUCGAUCGACGUCAAUGCAAUCAACAACCAACGCGAAACGGCAAUGGACAUUGCGGACAAACUCCAAUACGGAGAACAUGCGUUGGAGAUCAAAGAAGCUCUCUUAGAAGCCGGUGCGAAGCACGCGAGGCACGUCGGCCAAGUCGAUGAAGCGAUGGAACUCAAACGUACGGUGAGCGACAUCAAGCACGAAGUGCAGUCCCAACUCAUACAAAACGAGAAAACGCAGAGGCGGGUAUCGGGAAUCGCAAAAGAACUCAAGAAGAUACACCGAGAAGCUGUCCAAAACACCAUCAACUCCGUGACGGUGGUGGCCGUUCUCGUCGCUUCGAUCGCCUUCAUCGCAUUAUUCAACUUGCCGGGUCUGUAUGUUUCCGACGGGAAGGAAGCGGGCGAGGCCCGUAUCGCUCACACGGUCGCAUUCCGCUCUUUCUGCCUUCUAAACGCCACGGCCCUUUUCAUCUCCCUAUCCGUCGUCGUCGUGCAAAUCACUCUCGUCGCAUGGGACACGAGAGCUCAGAAACAGGUCGUAUCCGUGGUGAACAAAAUGAUGUGGGCAGCUUGUAUUUGCACUUGCGGUGCAUUCCUAUCGAUAUCGUUCGUCGUCGUCGGGAAAGAAGGCGCGUGGAUGGCGACAACCAUAACUGCGCUCGGCGCGCCAAUCCUCGUCGGGACACUGAUCAGUUUAUGCUACUUUGUCUUCAGACAACAUUUCGGGAUGUUCGGGAGCGAUUCCCAGAGACGGAUCAGACGAGCGAGUGGAAGUAAGUCGUUCUCGUGGUCUUAUUCUGCGAAUAUUUCGGACUUAGAUGACUAUAACUCUGAUGAGAAAAAAAUAUAUGCAUUGUGAGUCUGUUUAAGGGUUCCACGGUAUUAAAAGAUCUUAGCAAAAGAUUCGGUAUCCAAAAUAUGUGUAUAAUUAGAGGUUAUAUUAUAGAGUAACUAUAACUGACUUUUCUGUAUAGGCUUUUAGAUCUUUGCGAAUAAGAAUGGCAUCGAGUUGGCUGCUUA
Andrographis paniculata is the source of this 2035-nucleotide messenger RNA. Its product is annotated as ankyrin repeat-containing protein At2g01680. The transcript has 4 exons. The record is from RefSeq and is a predicted model, not a curated record. Gene Ontology annotation, cellular component: plasma membrane. Gene Ontology annotation, molecular function: protein phosphatase regulator activity; protein phosphatase 1 binding. Bases 300 to 1874 code for a protein of 524 amino acids. Lineage: Eukaryota; Viridiplantae; Streptophyta; Magnoliopsida; Lamiales; Acanthaceae.